Molecule: messenger RNA, 1191 nt
Organism: Amborella trichopoda
Lineage: Eukaryota; Viridiplantae; Streptophyta; Magnoliopsida; Amborellales; Amborellaceae
Product: SKP1-like protein 11
Biological process (GO): ubiquitin-dependent protein catabolic process
Source: RefSeq, a predicted model, not a curated record
CCUAAGCGUCAGUGCCCAGAGUGGCAGGGUUUUUGUAGCUUCCAAAUAUUCACUUUUUCUUUGAAGGGGAGAACGCCGAGAGAAGCAGGGUUUUUGUAGCUUCCAAAUAUUCACUUUCUUUUAAAGAGAGAAGUAGGGUUUAGGGUUCCUCGAGAAAGAGGGAGAUUUUCUUUAAUUAGAGAGAAAAUUAAGCGGAGAGAGAGAUUUUCUUCGGUUAGAGGGAGAUUUUCUUUGAUUAGAGAGACAAUUAAGCAGGGAGAGAAUUGAGCAGAGAUUUUCUUCGAUUAGAGAGAGAAUUAAGCAGAGAUUUUCUUCGAUUAGAGAGCGAAUUAAGCAGAGAGAGAAGUUGGGUUAGAGUUUCUCUAGUUACAGAGAAAGGUAGAAAGAAAGAGACCGAGACACGAAAAGGAAGGGUCCUUAAGCUGAAUCAGUUGCAGGAAGAUGACGGAAGAAACGAAGAAGACGAUCUUCUUAAGAAGUAGUGAUGAAGAGAUAUUUGAAUUGGCAGAAGACGCUGCCAUACAAUGUGAAACUAUCAAGAUCAUGAUAGAGGAUGGGUGCACCACUAGUGAGAAAGGUAUCCCACUUCCUAAUGUUUCGAGCAAGGUUCUUUCGAAGAUAAUCGAGUACCUUAAUCACCAUGUGAAUGAUGACAAGGUAAAGGGGAAGGAGGGAGACAAGGGAAAGGGGAAGGAGGGAGAGGAGGAGGAAAAGAAGGGUGAGACAGUCCUCACAAAGUGGGAUGAGGAGUUUCUCAAGGUUGACAUGCAAACCCACUUCGAUAUCGCACUGGCGGCAAAUUACCUUAACGUGAAGCAUUUACUUGAUAUAACUUGCUUGGAGAUCGCAGAUCGCAUCAAAGAUUGGAGCGUGGAAGACGUCCGGAAGACAUUUGGAAUUGAAAAUGAUUUUUCUCCUGAAGAAGAGGAUGCAGUGAGGAAGGACAAUGAGUGGGCUUUUGAUGAGUACCCAUGAAUACCAAAUUUUUUGUUUCAGAACCAUAUUUCAAUACAACUAAUUGAUUUGGAUUUUGCUAAUUGGUAUCAGAGUGAUUUGGGUAUGCUUUUGAAUGAGUCCCCAUGAAUCCCUGUUUUAGAACCAUAUUCCAAUAACUAAUUGAUUUCGAUUUUGGUAAUUGGUAUUGUUUUAGAACCAUAUUUCAAUACAACUAAUUGAUUUGGAUUUUGGUAA